This is a messenger RNA of Morchella sextelata, 468 nucleotides long. RefSeq lists its product as uncharacterized. The transcript has a single exon. The coding region runs from base 1 to 468 and encodes 155 amino acids. NCBI's taxonomy places the organism in Eukaryota, Fungi, Ascomycota, Pezizomycetes, Pezizales, Morchellaceae. The record is from RefSeq and is a predicted model, not a curated record.
AUGCCCGUAACAAUUACCUGGGCCAUCAGACAUGCCACCAGUCGGAUCUGCCCACCCACCGACAGGAUGGAAAUCCUCGAAGAGCAAACGACUACACUCCGGAGAACAGUGGACACACUGAAACAUCAGAUCGAGGCGCAGACAAACAUGAUCACCAAUAUGCAUUCGGCGAACCACGCGCUCCUCAACAAACAACCACAACCGCAGCAACCGCAACAACCGCAACAACAGCAACAACAGCAACAACAGCAAAAACCGCAACAACCGCAAGGACAGAGAAUCCCCCCCCCAGCGAUCCCGCAAACAGUUCCCCAAGCAGCGCCACAGGCAGCUCCUCAGGCCCCCCCACCCGCACCCCCCCAACCUCGUGGAUGGAAAGCAGGCACCUGGGCCGCCGUGGCUGUUACGGGCAUGCCAAGCAUUUACGGGAGUGAGAGAAAGGCUAGUAGAUACCCCUAUACCCUUUAA